Olea europaea var. sylvestris is the source of this 1279-nucleotide messenger RNA. Its product is annotated as DNA replication complex GINS protein PSF2. Gene Ontology annotation, biological process: DNA replication; double-strand break repair via break-induced replication. Gene Ontology annotation, cellular component: GINS complex; nucleus. The transcript has 8 exons. The record is from RefSeq and is a predicted model, not a curated record. Lineage: Eukaryota; Viridiplantae; Streptophyta; Magnoliopsida; Lamiales; Oleaceae. Bases 221 to 856 code for a protein of 211 amino acids.
UUCCCAAAAAAAAAUCUCAAUUUCCCUGUAAAGACGCCAUUAUAUAAAAUUUCCCGCCACCUCCCGAGAGUAAUUAGGGUUUACACUUCACACUCGGUAAAUUUAGCCUUUCGAAUCAUCUCAAAAUUCAUACAUUGUGGUUGCUUUUCCUUUUGAAUUCACUGCAGCCCAUCACUAAGGAAGACGUAUUUCAACCCUAAACACUUCUCAAAUCGCAGAAAUGUCCGCCUCAUCAGACUCCCAGGCCUCCGCAUUUUCGGCAGCCGAGUUGGAGUUUCUUGCAGAGGAUGAAAUUAUUGAGAUUGUACCAAAUAUGAGGAUGGAUCCCCUCAAUUUCGUUUCUGGGGAUUUUGGUCCUUUUAGACCACAAAUAGCAACGCAGGUGCCUCUGUGGUUAGCAGUUGCCUUGAAGAAAAGAGGCAAGUGCAUGAUUCGGCCCCCUGAGUGGAUGGCUGUAGAAAAGUUAACACAAGUGCUGGAAGCAGAACGAGAUUCUGAAAAGUUUCAGCCUCUACCAUUUCAUUAUGUAGAAAUAUCAAGGCUUCUUUUUGAUCAUGCCAGAGAAGACAUUCCUGAUGUAUAUAUGGUAAGGUCUCUAAUUGAGGACAUCAAGGAUGUGCGUUUUCACAAAAUUGGAACUGGCCUGGAGAUUAUCUCGAAGGAACGUACUUAUGCACUGAGACUUAAAAAUCUAUCUGCUAUGGAAGCAAAUAUAGUGCGUCCAUUUGUUACAAGCGCUCUGGAGACGUUUUAUAAGCUCAGCAGUCCUGAGAUGAUACAAGAAUCAGACCACCUAUCCAAUAGACAACCUCAAGUAACCAAUCGUGGGCCAAGACGGCAACUGAAAGAUAGAUGAACAAAGAGAUUUCAAAUGCCUUUGCUAUCAUCUCAAAUUACAUCUCAGAGGUAGCUAGCUCACAAGGCUAUCCCAGAGGUACUCCUAGGAAUCUAAUUUAUUUCGGCAAUGUUACUGUUUUCGUGGCUACAUAUUGUGAGAAAUAAUUAUUGAGCAAUAUUCAGCUUCCGGUCAAAUUUUACAUCUUACAGUUAGCAAGUUCAUAAUGCUUUCCAGAUGGUACUCCUAUGUCUCAAAUGUAUUUCAGACAAAUUUAGUAUUGCCAUUUCUAGUAAUUGAAAGAAAUUGUUAGAGGGCAAUGCUUGGUUUCUGUUUAAAACUUCACAAGCCAGUGAAUAUCUUCAUUGGAAAAAACCAUGCCACUUCUCAGCUGCUUUUGAUUGUGAGAUGAACUGGUUUUCAGUUGGAAAAUCUUGAUCUCAA